UCUUUCGUUUAUUUUAUAAUAAUCUGUCUGUUGCUGUUGUGGCCUUCCCUUAGCCUGUUGUUAUUGUUAUUGUGUCAACGUCAACGUGUAUUAUAUUAUGUCAAUGAGUCAUCAAUGAAGAAUAGGCUUUCUUACAAUACACACACACUCAUUUGAAACUUGGAUAGGAAAUUUUAAAAGUUCAAAUCUUUAGAGUAUCAAUUUUAAACUUCCUGCAGGGUUUCAGAAACCAAGGUUAAGUUAGCCCUUCAUAAUCAUAAGAUACAUUUUUUUAAAGCUUAACAAUGUCUUCAGAUACUCUGACAGUACAGGUGCCGGCAGAUGAUUCUUCUGCCCCUCCGUUUGCAAAACCAAAAAGAGUUCCUCGUCGUGUUUUACACUUCUCCGACGGGACUCUGGAAGAAUAUAGUACUGAUGAGGAAGAUGGUGUUGAACCCAAAAUUGUGCAACAAAAUGCUCAACAAUUGUCAAGUGUUGAUCCUAAAACAUUGGCGUGGAUGCCUUGGUUCUGGUACCAAACUGUGGUGGCCGGCUCUAAGACCCUAGAGGUUUGUGAUUAUCUCGGAGAAUCCUUAGCCAGCUUCUUCGGUAUCACAACGCCCAAAUACCAGUUUGAAAUCGACCACUACCAGCAAAUGUUGGCUGAAGAAGAAGAACUAAAGAAGAAACAAGAUCUUGAGAUGGGUGGAUGGGUUGGUAAGAACACAGAAAAUGGCGAGGAAGAAAAUAAAGGAAGCAUAACAAAGGCACCGUCAAUCCAAAGGUUGACAGUAUGAGUUUUGAAGAGAUUCUUCAUGGAUUGUGAUAUAUUGUUCAUAAAGCAUUCUUUUACACGUCAAUACUAACCAUUGUAAGUUUUAUUUAUUUGCAUUUGAUUAAUAUUUAUUUUUGUUAUUAUU
This is a messenger RNA of Macrosteles quadrilineatus (aster leafhopper), 899 nucleotides long. Its product is annotated as protein FAM177A1-like. The transcript has 5 exons. The coding region runs from base 285 to 776 and encodes 163 amino acids. The record is from RefSeq and is a predicted model, not a curated record. Lineage: Eukaryota; Metazoa; Arthropoda; Insecta; Hemiptera; Cicadellidae.